GUGCAAGGCGUUUUUACAUUUGUUCUCUGACAUAGAGUUUAAAAUUGUCGUAAGUAAUGGCUACGAAACGUUGGAAUGGACGAUUUAAUGCUGAAAUAGACGAUGGGCGGCAUUAUACAUUUUACUACAAACUUCAACGCUCUUUAAAAUACAAUAGAAGAAGAAUAGAAGAAGCGAUGGAAGAAAUCGAGUCAUAUUCCUGCAUUCGAUUUGUGCCAAGAAGACGCCAAAAAUGUUUUUUGACUCUUACCAAAAAAGAUGGGUGCUGGUUUGAAGGUUAUGGUGAGUGCAGACCACGUAUUUCUCUUGGAAUAGGUUGCACAGAAUACGGAACCAUACUUCACGAACUGCUCCAUGCCAUUGGAUUUCCACAUGAACAAAACAGACCUGACAGAAGUGACUACAUUACCAUUAACUGGAGGAAUAUAAAAAAGGGAGACAAGGAUCAGUUCAAAAAACUUCGAUGGAGCCAAUACGAUUGGGUGGAUUUCAAUAUUGACUAUGAAUCCAUUAUGAUGUACGACAGCUACGCAUUUUCGAGAAAUGGCCAGAUGACCAUUCAGAGAAAGGAUAAGGAAGAGAUAGAAGAAAACGAGGAACUGUCUGACAUGGACAUAGAAAAAUUGAGAUCGUUGUAAUCUUGAAAAUUUUUGUGAAAUUUCUGUCUAUGAACUUUCUUUGUCAUUCUCUCUUUUUAUUGUUAUUAAUGAUUUUUUUCAUAAAUUUGAUUUCGGUAUUUUCGAUUUGAAAGUUAAAAUAUUUUAAAGGCUGAGAAAGAUAAUGAAUUUUAAUUACUGUUUCAGCAUGAUUAAAAAUUACAAUUACCACCUAUUGUUAAUUUAUUAUAGAAACACUCUGGCUAGUAUCUUACUUAAAGAGUUCUUACUUGGAACCAAGAAAGGUGGACUUCUCGAACCUCUUCAGUCAUCUCUUGUGUCAUGAAGUGAUAGGCAAAAAAUUUCUGUUUUCUCAUACAGAAAAGAUGCAAAUUAUGGAUGUUCUGUUUUCUCAUUUGUAGUGCUUUUAAUUAUACUAAUUCUAACACCAAUUGAGACAGAAGCGAAGAGGCAGUUUUCUCAUGUGAUCGCUAUGCUGUCAAUCUGGAAAUAACUUAUCUUGUAUCGCCACCUAAAUGUUUUAGGAUUUCUUCACCUUCGACUGUUAGGAUCUACUGGAUUCAGAUUGAAUCAUUUGAAUAUAUCUUGAAUCUGUGGAUUCAUCGUCCGCACAGCGCCUUUUUUGAAGCCUUUUGUUAUACAAACGAAACUGUGCAAUAAUUUUUGAUUCGAGUUGUAUUAUUUAAAAAUUGUUUAUUUAAGUUUUUAAACUAUUUCUUCUUUUGUGUUUUCCUAUGUAUAUAUGGACAAGUGUUGAUAUAACUUUUUGCAAUAUUAUAUUAAUGUGAUGAGUAAACAUUUAUUAUUGAAAUAUUAAACUGUCCUGAAUUAUUUGCAACUAUUGAUUUGAAUUAUUUGAAGCAAGGAUUAUGCUUAUCCUGAAUCACCUCCUAGAUUUUUCAGAAUUUCCUCACCUUGGAAUGCCUGGAUCUGUUUGAUUCAGACUGAAUCAAUUGAAUAUUUCUUGAAUCUGUGGAUUCAUCAUCAAAGCACUGCAGAUAUUCCAUUCUGUUUUGAAAACUUUUUUUACAUAAACGAAUGCCACAAAUAGAGGUGAAAUGACAAGUUGCUGUUCAUUACAAAAUUCUGUACUAUAUGCAGUAACUUUUGAUGCGAGUUGUAUUACUACGGAUAUUAUUGAACAAUUUUUUCAGAUACUUAAUCUAUUUCUACUUUUGUAUAUUUCUUUGUA
This is a messenger RNA of Argiope bruennichi, 1809 nucleotides long. Its product is annotated as zinc metalloproteinase nas-6-like. Lineage: Eukaryota; Metazoa; Arthropoda; Arachnida; Araneae; Araneidae. The coding region runs from base 57 to 638 and encodes 193 amino acids. Gene Ontology annotation, molecular function: zinc ion binding; metalloendopeptidase activity. Gene Ontology annotation, biological process: proteolysis. The record is from RefSeq and is a predicted model, not a curated record. The transcript is spliced from 5 exons.